AUGGAUCCUCAAGAACAAGAGCAAGAGCCGUUGCUUCUCAAAGUUUGGCGGCUGUGCAGUGAGUUUGCUGUAGAGCAUAACAUCUCGCAAUCUACAGUAUCUGCCGUUGGAACAGUCGCCGCCAUCCUCGUUGCUACCCUCAUACUCCGCCUCACGAACGCCAUCGCCGUUGCCUCCAUCUCAGCUGCUACCGCUCGUCCUCGCAAGUACACCGUCCCUGCGCCCAAGGCUCCCGAACCUCACACCAUUGUCGAUGUCCCUUCUGUCAAGGUUUCUGGCAGCUCGGCUGUCCAGUGCUAUGCUCCAGCUACGGGCCAGUUCCUAGGCCACAUCAACCCCUCUACGCCUGCAGCCAUCGACCGGGCUGUCUCUGCUGCUGCGACUGCGCAGAAGACAUGGGCCGAGACCACCUACGAACAACGCCAAGCUGUGUUAGGCUCUCUGCUGCAGCACGUCCUCGAUAAUGCUGAGCAGAUCGUCAAGAUUGCUUGCCUUGACAGCGGAAAGACUAUGGUGGAUGCCCAGCUUGGAGAGAUCCUUGUCACGGCUGAGAAGUUGAAGUGGACUCUGUCUCAUGGCGAGGCGGCAUUGCGCCCCUCGCGCCGUCCUACCAACUUCCUUAUGAUGUAUAAGCGCAACACAGUUCACUACGAGCCUCUUGGCGUUGUUGCUGCUCUUGUCAGCUGGAACUACCCCUUCCACAACUUCAUCGGUCCUGUCAUCAGCGCCCUCUUCUCUGGUAACGGCAUUCUCGUCAAGGUUUCCGAGCAGACGGCCUGGUCCAGUCAAUACUUUACCAACAUCGCCCGUGGCGCCCUGAUUGCCCAUGGCCACGAUCCUCAACUUGUUCAAACUGUCGUGUGCUGGCCUCAAACAGCUGGGCAUCUUACUUCCCACCCUGGUAUCAGCCAUAUCACCUUCAUUGGAUCGCAAUCUGUUGCUCAUCAUGUUGCUGCCAGUGCAGCCAAGAGUCUUACCCCUGUUGUUGCUGAGCUCGGUGGCAAGGAUCCUUUUAUUGUUCUCGACUCCGCCUCCCGUGAUCUCAAACGAAUCGCUGAAGUCAUUCUUCGCGGAACCUUCCAAGCCGCUGGCCAGAACUGUAUUGGUAUUGAGCGGGUUAUUGCACCUAGUGCCAUCCACGACAGGCUCGUCGAAAUGCUUGCCCCCCGAGUCAACGCUCUCCGCCUGGGUCCUGAGGCUGAUGUUGGUGCCAUGAUCUCUGAUGCUUCCUUCGACCGCCUGGAAGAUCUCAUUGCUGAGGCUGUCUCGCAAGGUGCUCGUCUCCUCGCCGGUGGCAAGCGUUACAAUCACCCCGAAUAUCCCACUGGUCACUAUUUCCAACCUACUUUCCUCGCCGACGUAACCCCCGAAAUGCGUAUUGCACAAAAUGAGUGCUUCGCCCCUGUUCUUACCCUGCUCCGCGCAAAGUCAUCUUCCCCUGAAGACAUUCUCUCUAUUGCCAAUGCUCCUAACUUUGGCCUUGGUGCUUCUGUUCACGGCUCUGAGCGUGACCACAAUCUGCAGCCUAUUGUUAAGGGUCUACGUGCUGGCAUGGUCGCUGUCAACGAUUUUGCUGUCUACUAUGCUGUUCAACUACCUUUUGGCGGUGUUGGUGGCUCUGGCUACGGCCGAUUCGCAGGCGAGGAAGGUUUGCGUGGGCUUUGCAACGCAAAGGCUAUCUGCGAAGACCGCUUCGGCUGGCUGGGCAUCCGCACAAGUAUCCCUCCUCCUGUGCAGUACCCAAUAAAGAGUCAACUCGACAGUUGGAAGUUCACACAUGGUGUGGUGGAAUUGGGCUACGGUGCUCCUAUCCGAAAGCUUCAGGGCCUCGGCAAGAUUCUUGCCAAUAUGUAA
This is a messenger RNA of Fusarium sp. VM40, 1854 nucleotides long. Lineage: Eukaryota; Fungi; Ascomycota; Sordariomycetes; Hypocreales; Nectriaceae. The record is from the annotation of a GenBank genome assembly.